UCCGCCCCGCUUGCAGGGCAUGGCGGCGUCGGUGCAGGAGAGCCUGCGGCUGCAGCUGCUGGAGAUGGAGAUGCUGCUCUCCAUGUUCCCCAACCCCGGCGAGGUGACGCUGGAGGACGUGAACGCGCUCACGGCCGUGAGACGCUUCCUGGACGGCGCCCGCGACGCGCUGCCGCCGCGCAUCGAGUUCGAGGUGGCGCUGCGGGUGGAGGAGCCCGAGGCCACGGUGGCCCUGCAGGUGGCCCUGCCGCACCUGUACCCCUUCGCGGCGCCGCAGCUCUUCUGCCGGUCCCCGGCGCUGGACCGCGGGCAGCAGCGGCUGCUCAACGACGGCCUGGCGGCGUUCGUGGGCGGCCUGGAGCCCGGCGAGCUGAGCGUGGGCGCCGCGGUGCAGUGGCUGCGGGACCACGGCGCCGCCUUCGUCCCCAGCCCCGCGCGGGGCCCCGCGCCGCCGCCCCGGCCGGCCCGCAACACCUUCGUGCGCCUGUGGGUCUGCAGCCACCGCGUCUACCAGCAGGACCUGCGCAAGAAGAUCCUGGAGGCCGGGCGGCGGCUGGGCGUGACGGGCUUCUGCGUGCCGGGCAAGCCGGGCGUGGUGUGCGCCGAGGGCCUGCAGGGCCGCUGCGAGGCCUUCUGGCGCGCGCUCCGCCACCCGAGCUGGCGCCACGUCUCCUGCAAGCACGCCGAGCGCGCCGAGACCGACGGCGACGGCCGCGACCUGCGCCUCUUCCCCGCCUUCGCCGAGCUGCGGCUCGACGCCCCGGGCGGCGCCGGCGGCCUGCGCCGCGACCACCGCCUGGACCUGGGCCGCUUCCUGCACUUCCUGCGGCAGCACCGCAGCGAGCACGUCUUCCAGAUCUUGUUCGGCAUCGAGAGCAAAAGUGCCGACCCCUAG
Messenger RNA from Perognathus longimembris pacificus (Pacific pocket mouse), 895 nucleotides. RefSeq names its product RWD domain containing 2A (gene Rwdd2a). Gene Ontology annotation, molecular function: protein binding. Lineage: Eukaryota; Metazoa; Chordata; Mammalia; Rodentia; Heteromyidae. The record is from RefSeq and is a predicted model, not a curated record.